AUGGCCGCCAUCGUUAGACCUGCUCUCGCUAAGCCUGCUGCUUACCCCAAGGCCCUCCCUGUUGUUGUAGUCGUCGGCAGCUUGGCCAUCGUCGCCAGCUACGUGAGCUCCCAGCUCGCCACCACAUCGGCCAAAUUCGACCGCUCCUUCUCAAAGUACAACACCCCCGAGAGUGAAGCCAACCGAGCAAAGACCUUUGACGGUGCCAUCGAGAACCCCAGAACAAGUCUCUUCAACAUCCUCGGUAGCCGACAGUAA
This is a messenger RNA of Fusarium coffeatum, 258 nucleotides long. RefSeq lists its product as uncharacterized. The coding region runs from base 1 to 258 and encodes 85 amino acids. The transcript is spliced from 2 exons. The record is from RefSeq and is a predicted model, not a curated record. Lineage: Eukaryota; Fungi; Ascomycota; Sordariomycetes; Hypocreales; Nectriaceae.